AUGCUGCUCAGAGGAUUACGAGCCUGUGCUGAACGUGCCUCGAAGCCGCGCACUACAAACUUGGAUCGAAUUUCGAAGACCACCAAGGAAUUGUUGGAAAGAAGAAGGGCUUUGAGGCUAGAUCCGAAUGCAUCGCACAUUGAGCGGUUAGUAGCAAACAUUAGCUGCAGAAAAGCGUUGCAGGAGGAUCUUUUGAAAUACAGGCAGAAGAAGAUUCUGAAAGCAGCACAAAGAAGAACGAGUCUAAAGAAGUGCCACAGGGAUCUCCGCGAAUAUAAUAUUCUGCUAGCAACCUUGCUGAGCGAAGACGGGACUCGCACGUCUUCUCGUCGUGAGAUGGAAAUCAUUACGGAGAGGUUCUACUCGAACCUUUUCCGUUCAUCCAUGAAACCUAGCACAGCCCCCGGACCUAAUUUUAUAUCAGCAGACUUUCUUCGGGCUGGUGGCCAUCCGCUUCAUGUAAUCUUAGCAGCGCACAUGACAUCCUACCUUCGGAAGGAAAGGAUCCCAGACCAGUGGAAGACCUCGCGAACCGUUCUUAUCCAUAAGAAUGGUGACCGAGAGGACCUUCGGAACUACCGUCCUAUACGCUUGCUGAGCGUGUUAUACAAAGUAUUCACCAAGAUCAUACUCACGCGCAUAUCUAGGACACUGGUUGAAGCUCAGCCUCAAGAACAAGCUGGAUUCCGCCAGGGGUUCAGCUGCUUGGACCACAUCCAGACCGUGUCGAGGAUAUUGAAGUUUGCCGGGAAUACCGCCUGCCCCUUGUUCUAA
Messenger RNA from Necator americanus (New World hookworm), 774 nucleotides. RefSeq lists its product as uncharacterized. The record is from RefSeq and is a predicted model, not a curated record. The transcript has a single exon. NCBI's taxonomy places the organism in Eukaryota, Metazoa, Nematoda, Chromadorea, Rhabditida, Ancylostomatidae. Bases 1 to 774 code for a protein of 257 amino acids.